Molecule: messenger RNA, 937 nt
Organism: Tauraco erythrolophus (red-crested turaco)
Lineage: Eukaryota; Metazoa; Chordata; Aves; Musophagiformes; Musophagidae
Source: RefSeq, a predicted model, not a curated record
CUGAUGAGGAACACCAGCAAAAUGUGGCAGUGGCAGCCAGACCUCGGGCCCAUGCCGAGGAGCGGGGAGAUGGGAUGCCGAGGCGCCGGAGGAACAUGGGAAACCGGCUGAUGGCCCAGAGGAGAGUGCAGCAGGCAGAAGACUGGGCAGCAGAGGAAGAUGAUGCUGAGGAGAUGCCAGAAUUUCAGGUGUCUGGGAAAAUUGGAGCAAAGAAGCAGAGGAAAUUAGAAGAGAAACAAGCCAGAAAAGCUCAAAGAGAGGCUGAAGAAGCAGAGCGAGAAGAACGGAAAAAACUUGAGUCAAAGAGAGAGGAGGAAAGGCGGAAAGAAGAGGAGAGAAUACGUCUUGAGGAAGAACGACAGGAAGAGGAAAAAAGGAAGGCAAAGGAAGAAGAGGAGAAGAGAGAGUAUGAAGAGUACCUGAAGCUGAAGGAGAGUUUUGUAGUUGAAGAGGAAGGGGUUGAAGAAUCAAUGACAGAGGAAGAGUCUCGCAGCUUUCUAAUGGAAUUUCUCGAAUACGUUAAGAAAACAAAGGUAAUCCAGCUGGAAGACUUGGCUUCACAUCUGGGUUUACGAACUCAGGAUGCAAUUAACAGAAUCCAGGACCUGAUGGCAGAUGGCACUCUAACAGGUGUGAUUGAUGACAGAGGAAAGUUCAUCUACAUCACUCCGGAGGAGAUGGCUGCCGUGGCUCAGUAUAUCAAACAGAGAGGACGAGUCUCCAUCGCAGAGCUGGCCCAAGCAAGCAAUUCCCUCAUCAACCUCCAGCCUGACAGCCGAGCUGUUGCUCCAACCGUGGCAUGAAAUUGUGGCAUGGGAAAGAUACAGGAGGAGUUUAACCUUUUAACGAGCAAGCCACAUAAUUGAAAGCAAACAAGAACUCCUCUAGUCCAUUCAUGGUGCUUGAAGAUAGGAUGCUCUUUUUUAAGCAUCAGCUG